Messenger RNA from Dunckerocampus dactyliophorus (ringed pipefish), 6821 nucleotides. RefSeq names its product ephrin-A5b (gene efna5b). Gene Ontology annotation, biological process: regulation of actin cytoskeleton organization; ephrin receptor signaling pathway; axon guidance. The coding region runs from base 606 to 1292 and encodes 228 amino acids. Gene Ontology annotation, molecular function: ephrin receptor binding. Gene Ontology annotation, cellular component: plasma membrane; external side of plasma membrane. The transcript has 5 exons. The record is from RefSeq and is a predicted model, not a curated record. NCBI's taxonomy places the organism in Eukaryota, Metazoa, Chordata, Actinopteri, Syngnathiformes, Syngnathidae.
ACUUGACGCUCGUCGCUCUCUCCCGAGGCUCCUCAGCAAUACACACAUACACACAUACAUACAUACAUACACACGCGCACACUCACGAAGAAGAAGAGGCUUGUACGACGCAUUUGUUUGCAUUUUAAAAUGGCUCAUCACACAUGAGGAGGACACGGCGGGAUGUGGACAUAAACAAGUGUCUCCUCCGAGACGAGAGGACACCACGCUUCUUCUUCUUGCUUCCCUUUGUGGAUUGAUUACCUUCCCUCCUCCAAGUGACUAUGGCUUUAAAAAGUUCUGUGGAUUUCUGACGCGGCGUCACUGGACCAUCCCUCUCCUGUGGUCUUUUUUUGUGCGUGUGUGACUGACUUGUCCCCCCCUUUAGCACCCAAGGGUGCUCUCGUCAUUCACCUUGUUGACGCACCCCUGCAGAUCCACACAAGAAGGGGAGGGGGACAUCAUAUAUCCCAGCUCGGAAGGGGACACACGCCACAUUUGGACCGGUCAGAACCGAGCAGCGUUUUGAUUUGAAUGAAGUGCUUCACCUGCUGCAGCCAAGCGAGUCCGCACCACCAAGAAGAAAAAGAAGAAGGGGGAAUACGUGGUCAACUUUUGCUGUAGUGAUGCUGCAAGUGGAAAUGAUUCUCGUCGUCUGCCUGGUGCUGUGGAUGUGUGUUUUUAGCCAGGAGCCCAGUUCCAAAGUGGUGGCAGACCGCUACGCCGUCUUCUGGAACCGGACCAACGCCAAAUUCCACCGUGGGGACUAUCACAUCGACGUCUGCAUAAAUGACUACCUGGAUGUCUACUGCCCGCACUACGCAGACUCGGUGCCCGAGGAGCGAACGGAACGCUACGUCCUCUACAUGGUCAACUACGACGGCUACAGCACGUGCGACCACACCUUCAAGGGUUUCAAACGCUGGGAGUGCAACAGGCCGCACUCGCCUAACGGGCCGCUCAAGUUUUCCGAGAAGUUCCAGCUCUUCACGCCGUUCUCCUUGGGCUUUGAGUUCAGACCGGGCAGAGAAUAUUACUACAUUUCCUCCACCGUGGCUGAGAACGGGAAGAAAACCUGCCUGAAGCUGAAAGUUUUCGUCCGACCAUCAAACAGCUGUGUGAGAACUAUAGGCGUACAUGACCGUGUUUUUGAUGUAAACGACAAAGUAGACAAUACGUUAGAACCACGAGACGACACAAGCCAUGAACCAGCCGAGCCCUCCCGAAGCGAGGAAACAAACGCAGCGCCGCGCCUGCCGACAUCGAGUCAACUUGUGGCGUCACUGCUGCUCUGCCUGGCAGCACUCUUAUAGCGCCCCCGUCUGUCCCGGAGGGGCACAUUUAUUACACCCAGCGUGGCCUGAAUGAAUCUGCCCGAGGUUGCAGGGAAAGGGGGGUGGGAUUUUGCAGGUGUUUGCUUGAUUGGACAUCCCGAGGAAUCUCUCUAUUCCCCCAACCCCCGCCCCCUCCCAAAAAAAGUUUCAAGGAUGUGCGUGGGGGGAAGAAAAGCGGGGGAUAUGGCGCCCCUUUUUUUUUUUUUUUUGCAAACCUAAGAUGCCAAAUCCUUUUUUUCUUUUUGUUUUUUGACUUCGUGUUUUUCCCUUGACAGCGUCAUGUUUAAUCACUGCAGUACACACACACACACACACACACACACACACACACACACACACACACACACACACACGCACACACACACACGGACACGAGUCUCUACAAUUCUUACAAAGUUGUGUUCAGUAGCAGUAGGAAAGUGAAGACUGUAGCGCUUAGGAAGGACUUGUACAUAAACAAGUAGCUAGCUAGCUGUCUCGAGACCUCGCGAGAAGCAGCUGUGUUGGCAUUUUUGAUCCAGCAAAUGAGAGAUGACGGAAAAGAAGUGUAAUUAAUUGACGGCAGGGUGCCAUUUAAGUCCUCCUACAUUCAUUGUGCAAACAUUGAGCACAUCUUUAUUAUUUGGGGGAGGGGGCUUUUUAUGACAGUUGUUAUGUUUUUAGGAUUGCAUGUUGGGCCAGAUCAAAUGCUCUUGCGGUCCGUAUAUGGCCCAUGCGCUGUAGGUUGGCCACCCUUGGUUAAAGCAGGAAACCACAGCACUGGAAAAAUGUAUGCGGCCUGCACUUUAACCUACUGAUCUGCAGGGCACACAGUAAGACGGUAGAGGAUCAACUGUUGAGUGAAAUCUAGGAAUGGACUCAUUUUCCUUGACUAUUUUUAAAUAUUAAUCCUCAGUGAAUGUUCUGAACUCCUGCUUCCAUGCCAGUUGUCGCAUCGAAGAGAAUAAGAGUGUUGCCAUCGGGGGGGAUGCAGCUGACAUGUUGUUCUUUAGACGGACAACCGAUCAUCAACUAAGUCCACACAAAGGACAGAAUACUUAGCAAUCAGUUCAUCGACCAAUCGAUUAUUAUGCCUGUCACUAGUGAAAAAUGAAAAGAUAGCGGUUCACUCUAAUAACACAGAGAAAUUCAAACUCCCACUUGGAGGCGGAGGAUCGAUGUCUUUUAGAAGUCGCAAUUUCACGGCAGCGUUCACACUCAUUUUGUGUUUACUGAGCCGGACAAAGAAUUCUUCUCUUUGUUCUGUCAGUCGAUGUUCUUGCUGGCUUGCAUAUUCCAACCCAAAGAUUUGAACUCAACGCCAAUGAUGACAGGUGAAACGGGAGUCACAUGCUUCUUAAAGAGAGACUAACAGCAGCUUCUUGUGCAGCACUGAUGCAUCGUUGCGUUUACUUGCUCACAUAGCACUUACAAUCAAUGAUACCGUCCCGAUGCGUGUGAGGACACUCAGCUUCAUUCAGCUUCAACUUCAAUAUGGAGAAUUCUCCAAAUGAAACAACUUCCUGUCAGACCUGUGUGCCAAAUAGGUCCUCCAACAAAAAAGCCUGUAUGUCCACCCUGGGCUCCUCGUGUUACUGGUUUAAGUGACUCUUUAAUGAGGUUCAAAAUGACAGGCAUGCGGACCCCAUGUUGCGGCAAGGGGGAGUUAUUUUUACUAUUAAAAAUAGACAGCGGAAGGCUUGAAGGAAGGGGUAGGGGUAAGGGAGGAGGGUCUCAAGAGAAGGGGUGUAGAUUUCAUCCAUGGGGGGUUUUUAAGGCACCAAUGACCUUGCUGUUUGAGGGAAGUGGUGAGUGAAAGAAAUGGAAUUCCAAGGGAGGGGUCCAGGGACACGUGAGGUAGCCGAAGAUAGUCGAAUUAAUGAGAGUGGAGCAAAAUACAUAAAUGCAAUUUUAAAAUCGAUGGAGCACUUCUGGAAAGUCCCAAAGGUAUGUUAAAGUACGAAGGCGUGUUAGAGCCACACUGAAGAGCAGGAAAAAACACUACGAGAAGAGAAGUUCAAACAUCGUAAGGACAAAUACGUUGUGCUGUACGCAAACCAGAAUAGAAAGUCAUCACAGUAUAACAACAAUAUACGAAUAAAGCUGUAAAAAAUGUGUCAUAAAGUGGUGCUUUCUGGAAGAAACGUUACAUUUUAGAAGAAUAAAUAUCAUCGUAAUAUCGCAAGAAAAACGGUUUAACCAUUAAAAGUGCGACUUCAUUGAAAGAAAUGUGACAAUAUUCUCGUAAUAUUACGACUUUUUCUCGGAAAAAAAAAUACUUAAUUUUUGUAAUAUUUUUACAUUUUAUCUUGAAACAUUAGAACUUUAUUCUCAAAAAGAUUAACAUUGUUUCUGUAAUAUUAUGACUUUUUAUACAGAAAAAAACUGCUUUUUCCUUGUAAUUGUGACUUUUACUGUCUUUUCUCGUUCUAGUCCAACUUGAUUGUCCUAACAUGCACGCAAGAUUCCAGUUCAUAUUGAAGAUGUGCGUUUGCAUCGACGACUUAUACGAAUAUCUCCAUCUCCAUCAGUCCAGCAGUCAGCAUUUUAUUGUUAAAACAUUACAACUGAUUUUUCUUGUAAUAUCACAACUUUAUUCUCGGAAUUUCAUUUUUUUUUCCUUCUCGGUGUGGCCCUAAUUCUCCUUCGUAAAACAAAAAAAACACAAAAAAAGACAUGAAUGUGUUUCUUUUUUCAUAACGUGUCUGCCUUCCUCCCCAUGCAAGACCGCCUUUACCUUUACCUUUGGCAUCUGUGCUUUUUAUUUGUAGUGCUAUCAGUGUGGCGUUCCAGGACUUAAGGCCAUUGAAUAUUUCAGUAAUAAUGUCAGAACGAAGGCUUCUCGGCAGAUGAACAGACCUUUUAUCGCAAAACCAGCUUCAAGUUGACUCUCUGCCUGUUAUUUAGUUUGUUUUUGCUUUAAUCGCCACGUUUGAUUGCGUACACAGCCUAACCUGGGAAAUGAGGAUCAACUUUAAAAAGUGGAUACUGUGUAUCCUGAGGUAUUCAACCAUCAAACAUGUAGUGGUAGCUUCUCGCGUCUGUUUUGUACCUUCUGGAGGACAAAAGAAAAAAAAAAGAUCAUUGUUAAAACUGUAUAAUUGUUACUGUUAUGAUGAUGAUUAAGACUUAUUAUUAUUAUUAUUAUUAUUAUUAUUAUUAUUAGGGAAGACUCCUUGUUGUAAAUAGUGUUUGAUAUUAAAGUAUUAAUUUGGUUAUGUCUUUUUCUAAAAAAAAAAGAAACAAAAAUAGAAUAUGGUAAUAUCUCUGGGUUUUGUUGAGUGCUUUGAAACAAUGCAUUGUGCGCUGCGAUCCUCAAUGCCUAAAUGAAGCUAAUACUGUAUGUUCAACGUCGGAGCUGUACACACACACGCCGGUGGACGGACGACAACGUACGCCAUCUUCAGGAGGAUCCUUUGGACUUUGAACUGUCUUGGACGCUUCUUUUUUUUUUUUUUUUUUGCCUUUUAGCGUGGGAAAGCAUGAGAACGAACUGGACGCUUUCAUGAUGUGGCAUGCGCAUGAACUUAAUGACAUGUACGAAAAAAAUAGUUGGGUUUUUUUGUUGCUUGUUUUAUUUACAGUGUGUUAGGUUUUUGUUAGGUUUUUUUUAGCUCACAAUGUGCAUUAUUUUGCAUCCCUGAAAUCCGAGUGAUGUCACGGAGCCUUGUAAGUGCUGUACAAAAACACCAAACAUUUAUCGUGAUGUUGCAGUGGGGCUCAGCCAUGUUGUUGGGUUUUUUUGGUUUUGUUUUUUUAUUUCUUGAGAAAGACUUUACUCUCUCCUUUGCUCUUUGGAGGAGCGCAUCCAGAGGGAGUGCAUACAUGGACGUGAGUUUUACAAAAGCGUGACUUUGGUGUGUGUGUGUUUCUCAUGUGGUGCUGCCGCCGUAAAUGGGAAGCGACUCCCCUCUUUUUUGGCAGCCGAGAGUGUUUCCCAUGCCUUAGACGCUCUCUGCCAUUGUGCUUUUACAGGUCAAACAAAACAAGCCCUUCACUUCUCUUCUCCCCUUUUUUAAUAACCCUCAGCCCUCCUUGUAUCUGGCCUAGAUGUUGCUCAUUUAAGAACAAGUGCAGACCCCCUUCCUCCACAAUAACCAGGGGUCAAAGCAUCACCAGGUUGUGCGGCCCUGGUUCAUUUUAGUCUUCUUGUGAUUGUGUCGCAUCCACCACAUCACAUCACACGCUGUCCUUCCUCUUUGUACCCUGCGCCUACUUUGUCAGCAGUGGGUACAAAUUUCCAAACCUGCUCUUUUACAGUAUAUAAACAACGGAAAAACGGACAAAAAAAGUAUCUGUAUUUGUAUAUACACGUGUCUGAGCAUCUAUGAGUAAUACAAUAAAAUAGAAAAACAUUACUGUGGUGAUUGAUGGUGGCUUUUUUUCCACUAUAGUACUUUUUUUCAGGCUGCUGUUCAGUUCUUCCUAUAGGUGAUGAUGGAAUCACGGGUCCAAACUAUUAUUUACUAACUACAGGCCAGCUGAGAGACAUACAGUAGUCUCUCCAACGUGUUCUGGGUCUUCCCCGAUGCCUCCUACUGGUCGGAUGUGCCCUGAGCACCUCCCCAUGGAGGCGUCCGGGAGGCAUCCUGACCAGAUGCCCGAGCCACCUCAUGUGGCUCCUCUCAAUGUGGAAGAGCAGCGGUUCUACUCGGAGUUUCUCCCGGAUGACAGUGCUUCUCACCUUCUCUCUAAGGGAGAGCCCAGCCACCCUACAGCAAAAACUGAUUUUGGCCACUUGUACCCGCAAUCUCGUCCUUUCGGUCACUACCCAAAGCUCAUGACCACAGGUGAGGGUAGGAAGGGAGCUCGACCGGUAAAUCAGCUCCCUCCUCACCAUAACAGACCAAAGCAGAGUCGGCAUCACUGCAGACGCCGCACCAACCCACCAGUCCAUCUCGCGUUCCAUCCUUCCCUCACUGGUGAACAAGAGCCCGAGAUACUUAAACUGCUCCACUUGGGGCAGGAUCUCAUCCCAGAAAAUAACACAUAUUAGAAAUAAAUAAUUAAUACAGACUCAUACAUUAGCAGUUCCUUGGUUUUGUUCUGGACAGCCUACUUCCUGCGGUGGCUAUGGUCUCAUCAAUGCAUUGUAAUGGCGGCUUUAAAUGGCUUUACACUCGUAUGUAAAUGUAUUUACACUCGAGUAAAUAAGCUAUUUAAGACAUAAAUAAAGUUGUGUUCGUGUGUCACAGUAAGUGUGUUCCCUAGUGGACCUUAAUCGCGGUCGCACAGAUGUGGUGAGGACAGGAAGUGACGUCGGAGGUUCAGAGUUGAGUUUUAUCUUGUCGUGGGUUAUGGCCCCAACAGUAGCCCAUCUUAUUAUUAUGAUUAUUGUGUUAUUUUUAUUGUGCCUGUUGUGAGAUCAUUAAAAAGUUUUCUGGCGAUCACGCCUGGCCCUUGUCUCACCAAACACCGACGCCGAGGAGAAGCGGUAUAGAAAAUGGAGGAUGUUACUUUUUUCCUUUAAUUUUCCAACACGACGCUGUUGUUUCAUUAAUAUUAUUACUUAAUUCUCCUGAUAUUUAG